AGACAAGAUACGUCAGGUGAAAUAUGGUGAACGCUUGGUUCAUUGUCGUUAUCAACAUCCCACAAAGGGGGAUUGCUGGGGAAUUUUUGAUGAAAUUUUAACACUGUCAAGAUAUUAUAUAUAUGUAAGUUUUGUGUAUUUCUGUGAACACAAAAUUCAAGAAGCAUUAAUAAUUGAAUCAGGAUAAAUCCAUUCAAGAACUCUCAAACGCAGACUUAUUGGAAUACUGUAAGUCCUAGAUCCAGAUGUAAAAAAAACAAAAAACACAAGGAACUAAAAACCACCUCAUCGCCGAAUUAAAAUCAACUCUGAAACUUUGUACUAAGGGCUGCACAAUACUUGGAUGAAAUAGUUACAUAAAAUUUUGAAUAAAAAGCUACCCAAAAGAUGGAAUUAAAAGCUACCCAAAAGUUGGAAUCAAAAGCUACAUAUAAGUUGGAAUCAAAAGCUACCCAAAAAUUGAAAUCAAAAGCUACCCAAAAGUUGAAAUCAAAAGCUACACAGAAAUUGGAAUUAAAAGCUACCCAAAUCACAGAAUUCUGAACAUGGAAUUGAAACCAAUCCCUCUUUAAAAAUUUUAUAACCCCAUCUCAAUUUUUUUUUCAACACUGCCCCCAUCACUUUCACCUGAAUACAUCACUGCCUCCAUCACUUUCACCUGAAUACAUCACAGAAGGCAAAAUUAAAGUAUUCUAAGUUAAUAUAAGAUAACAUGUACAAAUUAAAAUUAUAAUUAAUUUUAAGUAUUGUAUAACUAUCAGGUGUUUUCUAUGGUCAUCCAAACCUUUGCAUUCGUCUUUGAGUUCACUAUUCUUAUAAUAUCAUGUGGUAUCAAUAGAACUUUGACAUAACUAAGUCUUUAAGUUUACUAUUCUUUCCCCAUUACCAAUAGUAUAUGGUGUCAAUAGAACUUUGACAGGACAUAAUAAAGUUGUGAGUUUUGGCUCGGUGAAAUGUCAUCUGAUGAUUAACAUGAUCUGGUGGCACACUUUUCUGGUGGAACCCUUUUCUGGUGGCACACUUUUCUGGUGGCACACUUUUCUGGUGGCACACUUUUCUGGUGGCACACUUUUCUGGUGGAACCCUUUUCUGGUGGCACACUUUUCUGGUGGAACACUUUUCUGGUGGCACACUUUUCUGGUGGCACACUUUUCUGGUGGAACCCUUUUCUGGUGGCACACUUUUCUGGUGGAACCCUUUUCUGGUGGAACCCUUUUCUGGUGGCACACUUUUCUGGUGGAACCCUUUUCUGGUGGCACACUUUUCUGGUGGAACCCUUUUCUUGUUGCACACUUUUCUGGUGGAACCCUUUUCUGGUGGAACCCUUUUCUGGUGGAACCCUUUUCUGGUGGCACACUUUUUUUGUGGAACCCUUUUCUGGUGGCCUACUUUUCUGGUGGAACCCUUUUCUGGUGGCACACUUUUCUGGUUGCACACUUUUCUGGUGGAACCCUUUUCUGGUGGCACACUUUUCUGGUGGCACACUUUUCUGGUGGAACACUUUUCUGGUGGCACACUUUUCUGGUGGAACACUUUUCUGGUGGCACACUUUUCUGGUGGAACACUUUUCUGGUGGUAAUAAGAGUGAGAGACUGCAAUCAGGUUAGAAAAAUGGACAUGAGUGGAACAAAGUAUGGGAAUGUGGAUCACAUUCCUCUUGUCGACUUCUCGGAUAGUACAUUACAGACAUGUUUUGUUUUUAUUUAAUUCUCUUUUUAAUGUGGUUUGUUCGCCGGUGAAGGCUUCUUGUCGACACGUUCGUUGUUUUGUUGCGUUCUUUGUUUUUCAGUUUACCCAAACUUUGUUUCACUCAUUUCCUUCUCUGAUGACAUGGUGUGUUCCGCAUCUACACCGUCCAGCAGUGACACCAUUGUGUGUACCAUCCGCAUGUCAUCACGAACUCCUUUUAGUUUAUGUUUUUUUCCCAAGUUAAUAAAAUUUGGUUGACAGUUUGCAGUAAUUAGUGAGAAAUGCUGAUAGUCUGGAGUGAUUCUAUUGUAAGAAAGUGAACACUCUCUAUUCUCAGAACGAGGUUAAUGUUACUUUCCUUUUCUCAUGUCUUAUUUGGACGUCUACUACAACUUUUUGCCAGACGGGGAAUUUCACGAAGAGUGAGUAUAUCAAAGUUGUUUUAUAAUUACCCCUAUGAUGUCGUGAUGUUUAGACUAGAUAGAUGUAACGACAGACAGACAUAUGGACAGACGGGUGGACAGACGGAAUGGGUGAGCAGAAGUUAAGAUAGUGAGUGAGGUUUUUGAAAUGGAUUAUACUGAAGUAGAUAUAGUUUUAUCAUCCAUCCAUCCAUGUGGCACUACAGCCCAUGUAGGGCUUUGGCCUGCCUAAAAAUAUAAUUUUAUCAUCCAUCCAUCCAUCCCUGUGGCACUACAUCCAUUGUAGGGCUUUGGCCUGCCUAAAAAUAUAAUUUUAUCAUCCAUCCAUCACUGUGGCACUACAGUCCAUGUAGGAAUUUGGCCUGCCUCAAAAUAUAGCUAUAUGAAAAUUAAAAUAUCGACAGAUUUACAAAUAAUUUUUUUCUUUAAAAUUAUCUUUACAUUCAGUUGAAACAUCAGAUCAUUAGAUGCUAUUUACCAUGUGUAGCUUAUAUAAGUCAUCUAAUUUGUUUAAUUGAUAAAUCAGCUUGGUAGUAAACGUCAUCCUCUCUAUCCGCCAUUGUUGCCAGCGGAAUGUGUUUUAUUGACAUAACACAUUUGAAAUAGAGAAAUGUCCACACGUUUUAAUUUGUAUAUUUUUCAGCUUAUAUGAAAAAUGGCUCAGGCGUCGCCUAGAUUAUGCUUCCAUUCGAAAGACUGGCCAUCACAUCGCGCCUGGACUCGUCCAUACAUUACUCCACAACGGCAACUGUCACAACGCCGUGGCCAGGUAACACACAAAUCUUCUGAGUUUCGUCUGAAUUAUUUAUUUUGUACAAAUAUUAAUUCUGUAAAAAAAAAUAGGCAGAUCACCAAUGAGUACACGACGAUAGAACUAAAUAACUUAGCACUUUCCUUUGUGAGGUUGAAUUCGUUGUAUAUUUAGAAAAACCGUGGGGAUAAAACAACGCAGCCCGCCCCCACACCCACACAUUUCCCAAAAACUAUUUGUGGCGUAAACUAUAUGGUCGCGAGGGUCAAUACGUAAGUCAAUAGCCACAAGUGACCAUCUGAUAAAAUGUGUGGACAUCGGAAGCUUUCCUUUUCAAUAAUAGGUUUUUAGGGAGUAGGUUUUUAGAAAUCGAAUCUGACUGUAGCACUGUUUCAAUUGAAUCUGACUGUAGCACUGUUUCAAUUGAAUCUGACUGUAGCACUGUUUCAAUUGAAUCUGACUGUAGCACUGUUUCAAUUGAAUCUGACUGUAGCACUGUUUCAAUUGAAUCUGACUGUAGCACUGUUUCAAUUGAAUCUGACUGUAGCACUGUUUCAAUUGAAUCUGACUGUAGCACUGUUUCAAUUGAAUCUGACUGUAGCACUGUUUCAAUUGAAUCUGACUGUAGCACUGUUUCAAUUGAAUCUGACUGUAGCACUGUUUCAAUUGAAUCUGACGUCACAAUGAAGGUUCCCACCUUAUCUUAUAUUAAUCCGUUUCAAUUUUCGCCAUAAAAUGUGUUUCAAUAAAUUGAAUAACGCAUCUAUUUAAAAUAGUGGGGGGGGAGGGGGGGCACAGGGUGAGUGGAAAUAUUCAAGGAAUGAUUGGAUAGUGCUUACAAAAUUUGUUUCCUGCCUGCUCUUCCGUGCGUCAGUCGCAAAGAGAGUCCGAUGCAUUGAUGGCGUCAUUUACAGGCAAAUUUUCAAACCCGGAGAGGAGUUCCGUAGGCGGAUAGCAUUGGCAUGAUGAAACAUUCCGACGUCACUGGUGCCAGGUUGUACCAGCCACAUGAUGUACCCUUGAAUUACACAGCGGCAUGGAGAGACGCGAUUUCAUGUGUAGGGAAUCAGCUUAUAAUUCCUAAAAGGAAUCAUCCCUGGCCUUGUGGAUUUCGCUCUGCGUCACAUAGUCACGGGCGGAUGCCAAAAAAAAAAUCUUUGCAUUGCCUAUAUGGUAAAUGUUCAACUACCCCCACCCCCACCCCAGUGAUUAUGACCUUUAUGGUUAGAACAUUGAGAUAAAACCUUUAUAGUUAGAACUUUAAGAUAAAACCGUUAUGGUUGAACCAUUGAGAUAAAACCUUUAUAGUUAGAACUUUAAGAUAAAACCUUUAUUGUUAGAACAUUGAGAUAAAACCUUUAUAGUUAGAACUUUAAUAUAAAACCUUUAUAGUUAGAACUUUAAGAUAAAACCUUUAUGGUUAGAACAUUGAGAUAAAACCUUUAUAGUUAGAACUUUAAGAUAAAACCUUUAUGGUUAGAACAUUAAGAUAAAACCUUUAUGGUUAGAACAUUAAGAUAAAACCUUUACAGUUAGAACAUUGAGAUAAAACCUUUAUAGUUAGAACAUUAAGAUAAAACCUUUAUGGUUAGAACAUUAAGAUAAAACCUUUAUAGUUAGAACAUUGAGAUAAAACCUUUACAGUUAGAACAUUGAGAUAAAACCUUUAUAGUUAGAACUUUAAGAUAAAACCUUUAUGGUUAGAACAUUAAGAUAAAACCAUUAUGGUUAGAACAUUAAGAUAAAACCUUUAUGGUUAGAACAUUAAGUAAAACCUUUAUGGUUAGAACAUUAAGAUAAAACCUUUACAGUUAGAACAUUGAGAUAAAACCUUUAUAGUUAGAACUUUAAGAUAAAACCUUUAUCGUUAGAACAUUAAGAUAAAACCUUUACAGUUAGAACAUUGAGAUAAAACCUUUACAGUUAGAACAUUGAGAUAAAGCCUUUAUGGUUAGAACAUUAAGAUAAAACCUUUAUAGUUAGAACAUUAAGAUAAAACCUUUACAGUUAGAACAUUGAGAUAAAACCUUUAUGGUUAGAACAUUAAGAUAAAACCUUUAUGGUUAGAACAUUAAGAUAAACCGUUUAUAGUUAGAACUUUAAGAUAAAACCUUUAUGGUUAGAACAUUAAGAUAAAACCUUUACAGUUAGAACAUUGAGAUAAAACCUUUACAGUUAGAACAUUGAGAUAAAACCUUUAUAGUUAGAACAUUAAGAUAAAACCUUUAUAGUUAGAACUUUAAGAUAAAACCUUUACAGUUAGAACAUUGAGAUAAAACCUUUAUAGUUAGAACAUUAAGAUAAACCCUUUAUGGUUAGAACAUUAAGAUAAAACCUUUAUGGCUAGAACAUUGAUGUGUAUGUAAUAUGUAAGUAUAGAUUUCACAGGGAUCCUUAUUUUAUUUCCGUCCGAUCCUGAGCGGUAGGCAGGGGGACAUUGGGGUUGGUGUCACCUGGUGUGGUUCGCAUCCCCUUCUAGCCUAGUGACGCCACUGAGGUAGAACUCAUACGACGACUUAGAGCUCAGGCAAAUGUUUCUACUCUCAGAACAUGAUGGCUGCUUAGUGUUGCUAUGCAACAAAAACAUGUUGGAUGUAGCUUCCUCAUUUCCAGGAAAACAAAUCUGCACAUUAAAGUGCAAGUAUCACAACCUACUUCCGGCAAUAGCAAUGACGAUCACUUCAGUUUUUCACUAGUUUCUAUUUCUUGUCAUAUUUUCAUUUUUCCUGUCUGCUGAAGAAGGCUCUUAGCUGAAACGUUCUUAUCUUAUUGUCCUGUCUUUCGAUCCAAGCUUCCACAUACCUUGUUCUACUAUUUCCUUCACACGGCUAGAACGUAGUCCUUCAUUGAUGAUCACAACUUGACCACUUAAUAGCCCUGUAGAUGUACAUACAAGUGGCGGCACGCACGAUGAUACGGUGCAAACAUAUACAUAAAGACACAGACGCACUCACACGCAUACAUAUUGUCACGAAUGACUGGGGCGUGGGUCAAGGACAGAGCUGCAUUGUUGUUUAGGUAACUUAUAGGAUGAACGGAAAUUGCUGUUAUUUUAGGGAGGGCAUUGUUAAGGGGGUGAUGUUAAGGUCAAUAGAUUCUCACAUCUUUGACGUAGAGGGGAUCAUUUCUUUCCAUAAUAUUAUGUUUCGGGCUUUCCAGACUUCGCAUGGUAAUUUUGGGGUUAAUGACAUAAAAUUUUAAUUGACCGGAUAUUAGGGGCAUGGUUUAAUAGAGAGAAUUCCUGGGCCACCUAUGAAGAGGUAGAGAAUGGUAUGUAAGACAGAGCUCUUCAUGACAUGAGGAGUAGAGAGAAAAGAGUUGAUAGGGGAAAAGUUGCAAGAGAUCAGGAGACGAGUUGGCUGGUAGAACAUAGGAAUAGAUUAGACCAGGCCUGCACAACAUACGGCCCGUGUGCCACAUACGGCCCGCCAGCAUCCACUUUGCGGCCCGCGAAGUAACAAAAUAUUCUCUAUUCUUAUUAUUUUCUUAAAAGCUUUCCCCACUGUCCUAUUCUCUUUUGGCUCGCACAAGUCCUGUCCUAUUUUCUUUUGGCCCGCACAAGUCCUGUCCUAUUUUCUUUUGGCUCGCACAAGUCCUGUCCUAUUUUCUUUUGGCCCGCACAAGUCCUGUCCUAUUUUCUUUUGGCCCGCACAUGUUUUUCAUAGAGUAUUACGGCCCGCCUUAGAUUUUGAGUUGUGCAGGCCUGGAUUAGACGAUAUAGUUGAACAAUCUUGGCUAUAGAGAUACAUAUAUAGUUGACAAUUAGUGGUACCAACACAAGAACUUUUUUUUAAUCUUAGUAAUUAACAUAUUAGUUUCAUCCUCUAUACACCUGGAGUUGGAGUUGUUUAGUUUUCAUGUAAGUCUACGUUGUGCUUUGUCUGUCCCAACGCCUAGAUGCCCAAAAUAUAAAUCACAGAGAGGAGCGGUCCUGUGCUGACCACCACAAACUCAAUACAGUUCGUGAUAAGUCAGGACCGGAGCCCUCCUCCACAACAACCGUUCUGUGACACACACAUACAUAUGCAUCUUUUGGUACAUCAUUGUGUAUCUUGAAAAUGAAUAACAUAUCCAUCAUUAAAUAAUUGUGUUAUCUUUAUAUGCAUAGCAUAUACAUAAUAUGUAACUAGUAACUAUUUCCGUCAAUAUAUGCAAACAUAUACAUCUAUAGAAGCAUAUGUAGGCCUACUUAUGCCAGUAUGAUUAUAAUGUACAAAUAGCUAUUGCUUGUUAUUAAAAGAGAGUGAACUCUAGAUGGGAGACAACUAACUUUGUUGGGGUUUACUUUCAGUGAGCUCCGCGAGGAAAUGUGGACCAGGCACAAGUAUCCCCACUCAAAGUUCUUUACGCACGGAAUCGCUCGUUACGAAUGCCCGGAAGUGGUCAGAGAAAUUCUUGACCUCAGAUUCGCCCAGGCCCCUGCAGGCAGGCUGAGGUUAGUCGAUGUUUUUUUUUUAGUGUAUGAUAAUUCACGAGGUGUGUCUGUCCUAUUGAUUAGCAGUCACAUUUUUUCGUGAGGUGUCUAUCUGCUUGAUGAGAAGAAGCGUCAUUCGUGGGGCGUGUCUGUCUUAUAUGUGAGAAGAAGCGUGCUUCGUGGGGCGUGUCUGUCAUAUAUGUGAGAAGAAGCGUCAUUCGUGUGGCAUGUCUGUCUGCUUGUUUAGAAAAAGCGUCAUUCGUGGGGUGUUUCUGUCUGCUUGGUGAGAAGAAGCGUCAUUCGUGGGGCGUGUCUGUCUGCUUGUUUAGAAGAAGCGUCUUUCGUGUGGUGUGUCUGUCUGCUUGUUUAGCAGAAGCGUUAUUCGUGGGGCGUAUCUGUCUGCUUGCUUAGAAGAAGCAUUAUUCGUGGGGCGUGUCUGUCUGUUUGUUUAGAAGAAGCGUCUUUCGUUGGGUGUGUCUGUCUGCUUGUUUAGAAGAAGCGUCAUUCGUGGGGCGCGUCUGUCUGCUUAGUUAGAAGAAGCGUUAUUCGUGGGGUGUGUCUGUCUGCUUGUUUAGAAGAAGCUUCAUUCGUGGGGCGUGUCUGUCUGCGUGGUGAGAAGAAGCGUCAUUCGUGUGGCGAGUCUGUCUGUUUGUUUAGAAGAAGCUUCAUUCGUGGGGCGUGUCUGUCUGCGUGGUGAGAAGAAGCGUCUUUCAUGGGGCGAGUCUGUCUGUUUUUUUAGAAGAAGAGUCAUUCGUGGGGCGUGUCUGUCUGUUUGUUUACAAGAAGCUUCAUUCGUGGGGCGUGUCUGUCUUUUUGUUUAGAAGAAGAGUCAUUCGUGGGGCGUGUCUGUCUUUUUGUUUAGAAGAAGGGUCAUUCGUGGGGCGUGUCUGUCAGCGUGGUGAGAAGAAGCGUCAUUCGUGGGGCGUUUCUGCCUGCUUGGUGAGAAGAAGCGUCAUUCGUGGGGCGUGUCUGUCUGCUUCUUUAGAAGAAGCGUCUUUCGUGGGGUGCAUCUGUCUGCUUGUUUAGAAGAAGAGUCAUUCGUGGGGCGUGUCUGUCUGUUUCCUUGCUGAGAAGAAGCGUCAUUCGUGGGGUGUGUCUGUCUGUGUGGUGAGAAGAAGAGUCAUUCGUGGGGCGUGUCUGUCUGUUUGUUUAGAAGAAGAGUCAGUCGUGGGGCGUGUAUGUCUGUUUGUUUAGAAGGAGCUUCAUUCGGGGGGCGUGUCUGUCUUUUUGUUUAGAAGAAGAGUCAUUCGUGGGGCGUGUCUGUCUGUGUGGUGAGAAGAAGAGUCAUUCGUGGGGCGUUCGGUCUGGUGGUUUGGAAGAAGAGUCAUUGGGGGGGGGUGCUUGUCUUUUGUUGAGAAGAAGAGUCAUUCGUGGGGCGUGUCUGUCUGCGUGGUGAGAUCUGUCUUUUUGUUUAGAAGAGGAAUCAUUCGUGGGGCGUGUCUGUCUGUUUGGUGAGAAGAAGAGUCAUUCGUGGGGCGUUCUGUCUGUUUGUUUAGAAGAAGAGUCAUUCGUGGGGCGUGUCUGUCUUUUUUUUAGAAGAAGAGUCAUUCGUGGGGCGUGUCCGUCUGCGUGGUGAGAAGAAGCGUCAUUCGUGGGGCGUGUCUAUCUGCGUGGUGAGAAGAAGCGUCUUUCGUGGAGCGUGUCUGUCUGCGUGGUGAGAAGAAGCGUCAUUCGUGGGGCGUGUCUGUCUGUGUGGUGAGAAGAAGAGUCAUCAGUUGGGCGAGUCUGUCUGUUUGUUUAGAAGAAGCGUCAUUCGUGGGGCGUGUCUGUCAAGUUGCCUCUAAAAGACGCCCUCUGAGUAAAACAAGAGUAGAUGCUCGACCGUAGUUUUGAAGCACGCCUCCGCAGCUCUUGACAGAUUUGUUGUCCAUAAUAAUCACGUCUCUAGUUCUUUACUUGUGAUAGAAACACAUUCUACGUGAUGCUGUGGUCACUUCUUGCCUACAAAACAUGGUCAUCUCAUCACAACAUGGUCAUCCCAUCACAACAUGAUAAUCUCAUCAGAACAUGGUUAUCUCAUCAUGACAUGGUCAUCUGAUCACAACAUGGUCAACUCAUCACAACCUGUUCAUCUCAGCACAACAUGGACAUCUCAUCACAACAUGGACAAAUCAUCACAACAUGGACAUCUCAUCACAACAUAGUCUUCUCAUCACAAGAUUUCAUCAUAACAUGGACAUCUCAUUAUAACAUGGACAUCUCAUCAUAACAUGACAUCUCAUCAUAACAUGGAAAUUGCAUCAUAACAUACAGACAUUACAUCAUAACAUAUAGACAUUUCUUCAUAACUUCAUAUCAUAGACAUCUCAUCAAAACACGGCCGUCUCAUCAUUUUAUGGACCGUUUAGCAUCAUGUUGCUGUGAACUCGAAAGUCAAUAAAUGUUGAACUUGUAUGCUAACGAUAUGAGAAGGGAGGAAAAGGAUGGGAAAUCCCUUCAUACAAUACAACAAAAUAGCCUAAAACUAACCCUAUCAACCAACCCUACCAGCCAACCCUACCAGCCAACCUUACAAGCCAACGCCCACCAGCCAACGUAACAAGUCAUCCCAACAAGACAACCCUAAAAGAUAACUCUACCAGACAACCCUAACAGACAACCCUAACAGUCGACCCUAACAGUCGACCAUACCGGAGAACCCUACCGGGUCAGCCAUACAAGUCCACCCUACAAGACACUCCAACCUUACAAGGUCCCAACAAGACAACCUUAAAAGGCAACCCCGCCAGACAACACUACAACCCAAAUUAACUUAAAACAAAAAAACCCUGCCAGCCAGCGCCCACAAGCCAACACUUCUAAACAACCCAACUCUACAAGACAACCUUACCAGCUAACCAACACAACCCGGCAAGCCUACGAGUACAAGACAACCUUACAAGACAACCUUACUAGCUAACCCUACCAGCCAGCGCCCACAACCCAACACUUCUAAGUACAAGAGACAACCUUACUGGCUAACCCUGCCAGCCAGCGCCCACAGCCCUAUACUUCUAAACAACCCAACCCUACAAGACAACCUUACCAGCUAACCCUACCAGCCAACACAACCCGGCAAGCCUACGAGUACAAGACAACCGUACAAGACAACCUUACUUACUAGCCAACACUACAAGACAACCUGACUUACUAGUCAACCCUACCAGCCAACACAACCCAGCAAGCCUACAAGUACAACACAACCCUACAAGACAACCUUACUAGCUAACCCUACCAGCCAACACAACCCGGCAAGCCUACGAGUACAAGACAACCCUAAAAGACCAACUGAAAGACUGUAGCUGCUGUGGUCGGCGAACUUCAAAGCCAUCAUCACGCGUGUGUACUUCAACGUUGAAAAAUGAGAAAGGGAGAGGGAGGAUAACAACUUAAACUAAUUACAUUGACUACUCCAAUAUCCGUGGGUGUAAUGAAAGGUCUUGAAAAUGGGGUAGAAAUCAAUGGCUGGUAUCUAGGUCUCUGGGCCACGUUCAACUACGGUCAAGACAGACAUGCCUAAGUUACGGAAGUAAACAUCUUAUUUACAGCCGGGACUUCUUUGAAUACAAACGUGUAACCCAUACGUCAACUUUGCCAGUGCACAUUGCCGUAUGGUCAUCAUCAUAUUCGAAAUUACAGUUGUUGCUAGGUGGGCUAACAUUUCCCAUUCUUAAACAAGGGAUUUAUCUUCACGCUCAAAUUACGACAAUGAUAAGUGUUUUGCCAGUGCAUACCUGUGGUCUCCUGUCGAGCGGCGACCACGCUGUGAAUAAUUAAUAACACGGUAUGAUAGUGAUUAGUUAAACAAAAAAUGUUUAACUUUGGUUCGGACUGCCGUGUCACACUUUGGUCCAUUGUGACACUUUGGUCCGGUGUUCCAUGUGACACUUUGGUCAGGUGUGACACUUUGUUCAGGUGUGACACUUUGGUCCGGUCUGCCGUGUCACACUUUGGUCCAGUGUGACACUUUGGUCCGGUGUUCCAUGUGACACUUUGGUCCGGUGUUCCAUGUGACACUUUGGUCAGGUGUGACACUUUGGUCCGGUGUUCCAUGUGACACUUUGGUCCGGUGUUCCAUGUGACACUUUGGUCAGGUGUGACACUUUGUUCAGGUGUGACACUUUGGUCCGGUCUGCCGUGUCACACUUUGGUCUAGUGUGACACUUUGGUCCGGUGUUCCAUGUGACACUUUGGUCAGGUGUUCCAUGUGACACUUUGGUCAGGUGUGACACUUUGGUCCGGUCUGCCGUGUGACACUUUGGUCCGGUCUGCCGUGGGACACUUUGGUCCGGUGUUCCAUGUGACACUUUGGUCAGGUGUGACACUUUGGUCCGGUCUGCCGUGGGACACUUUUGUCCGGUGUGACACUUUGACAUGGUCUGCCGUGGGACACUUUGGUCCGGUGUGACACUUUGGUCCGGUGUGACACUUUGACAUGGUCUGCCGUGGGACACUUUGGUCCGGUGUGACACUUUGGUCCUGUGUGACACUUUGGUCCGGUGUGACACUUGGGUCAGGUGUGACACUUUGGUCCGGUGUGACACUUUGGUCCGGUGUGACACUUUGGUCCGGUGUGACACUUUGGUCCGGUGUGACACUUUGGUCCGGUGUGACACUUUGGUCCGGUGUGACACUUUGGUCCGGUGUGACUUUUUGGAUACUUGCAUUGUGAUUUGUUGUUUAAAAAUUCAUUUCUAUGCUUUGUUUUUAUGCUGGUUUGAGUUUGAGUGAAAAAUCUUACCCAAAAAAAAAAAACAUAUUUGACUACAUCAACGUGACAAAUUUUGAAAAUGUUUGCAUUUUUAGAUAUUUUGAGCAUACGCAGUCGCGUCACUAGGGGUACGAGGUGUGGACUAUACUAAAUAGUAUAACAAAAUUAUACGUUCAAAAAAGAAAAUUGAAGCAAAAAUUUUAACGAAAAAACUAAAAAGAAGAUUCGACCAAAUUUCCGUUCCAUCAAAUUACCGUCGAUCAAUUAACCGUCGAGGAAAUUUCUUUCGAUCAAAUUUCCGGACACGUGCCCGAUCUAGUAUUGCAAGAAUCUAAAAAGUUCGCUAAAAAAAAAAAAAAGCAAUUAUUAUAAUUUUAUUUAUGUCUAUUGAGCUGUCAUUACCCCAAGAUUUCCAUUUUACUCCAUUUGGGGUAAUAUACCCUAGCUAAUUCGCCGACCACUGUGUAACCUGAUACUAGAUCUAUGUCACUGGUAAAAAAACAAAAAAACAAAACAUGUUAUUUUUCCCCGUCAACUGGUGUAACCUGAUACUAGAAAUGUCGUGUCACUGAAAAAAAAACAUGUAAUUGAACAGGACUGAUUUACUGGCAUAAUAUUCUAAGUUGGACCACAUAAAAAAUCUGGAAGCCCCAAUUACCGUAAAUUCUCUUGUAAACGAAAUGCCACUGUUGUUUAAACAAGGAACGUUUUUGGUGUUUAAAAAUACACGGUCAUCUGGUCGUCUAUGACAGUUUAGGCGAGAUUUAAAUCAAGUUGACGGCACGGGUUCAAUUCUAGUUCAGAUGAAGCUAACGCCAGCAAAGAAGAUAACAAAUGCACAGGUUGGAACAAAUCUGUUUUUCUCAUACCACGCCAUAGAAACAAAUCUGCUCUUCACAUAUCACGAACUAGGGAUGACAAUCUCAUCUCACAGAAUAGAUAGAAAACAUAAAUGUUGACUGACUGUGCCCAUGAAAUUGAAAAUGAAUUUUAUCAUGUCUUUAACCAAGACUGUCUGUCUUUAUCCAAGACUGUCUGUCUUUAUCCAAGACUGUCUGUCUUUAUCCAAGACUGCCUGUCUUUAUCCAUGACUCUAUCUAAGACUAUGUCUGUCUUUGUCACUGGUAGAGAAGCUCACAUGCGAGCUAUGGGAUUUCUUUGUUGGGGGGGGGGGGGGGUGGAAGAGAGAAGGUGGUUCAGAGGGUGUUAACCCUCAAAAUCUACUCUUUAAUUGUAUUCCUAGAUAAAGAGUUAAGUCCCUUUAACCGUGAUUUUUUUAAAAAUUCGAUUUUUAUAAAGUAAAAUUGUUUGUUGGGGGGGGGGGGGGAGGUGGAAGAGAGAAGGUGGUUCAGAGGGUGUUAACCCUCAAAAUCUACUCUUUAAUUGUAUUCCUAGAUAAAGAGUUAAGUCCCUUUAACCGUGAUUUUUGUAAACAUUCGAUUUUUAUAAAGUAAAAAAAGUACAAAUCUAGCCACCAAAGACACACUUUCUCCCUUGUAUUGACAGACAAAAUCUAACCACCAAUGACACACUAUCUCCCUUGUAUUGACAGACAAGAUCUAGCCACCAAUGACACACUUUCUCCCUUGUAUAGACAGACAAAAUCUAACCACCAAUGACACACUUUCUCCCUUGUAUUGAGAGACAAAAUCUAACCACCAAUGACACACUUUCUCCCUUGUAUUGACAGACAAAAUCUAACCACCAAUGACACACUAUCUCCCUUAUAUUGACAGACAAGAUCUAGCCACCAAUGACACACUUUCUCCCUUGUAUUGACAGACAAAAUCUAACCACCAAUGGCGCAUUUUCUCCCUUGUAUGGACAGACAAGAUCUUGCUACCAAAGGCACACUUUCUCACUUGUAUUGACAGACAAGAUCUUGCCACCAAAGGCACACUUUCUCCCUUGUAUUGACAGACAAGAUCUAGCCACCAAUGACACACUUUCUCCCUUGUAUUGACAGACAAGAUAUUGCCACCAAAGGCACACUUUCUCCCUUGUAUUGACAGACAAGAUCUUGCUACCAAAGGCGCACUUUCUCCCUUGUAUUGACAGAUAAGAUCUUGCCACCAAAGGCACACUUUCUCGGUUGUAUUGACAGACAAGAUCUAGCCACCAAAGACACACUUUCUCACUUGUAUUGACAGACAAGAUCUAGCCACCAAUGACACACUUUCUCCCUUGUAUUGACAGACAAGAUCUUGCCACCAAAGGUGCACUUUCUCCCUUGUAUUGACAGACAAGAUCUUGCCACCAAAGGCACACUUUCUCCCUUGUAUUGACAGACAAGAUCUAGCCACCAAAAGCGCACUUUCUCCCUUGUAUUGACAGACAAGAUCUUGCCACCAAAGGUACACUUUCUCCCUUGUAUUGGCAGACAAGAUCUAGCCACCAAAGGUGCACUUUCUCCCUUGUAUUGACAGACAAGAUCUUGCCACCAAAGGCACACUUUCUCCCUUGUAUUGACAGACAAAAUCUAACCACCAAUGGCGCAUUUUCUCCCUUGUAUUGACAGACAAGAUCUUGCCACCAAAGGCACACUUUCUCCCUUGUAUUGGCAGACAAGAUCUAGCCACCAAAGGUGCACUUUCUCCCUUGUAUUGACAGACAAGAUCUUGCCACCAAAGGCACACUUUCUCCCUUAUAUUGACAGACAAGAUCUUGCUACCAAAGGCGCACUUUCUCCCUUGUAUUGACAGACAAGAUCUUGCUACCAAAGGCACACUUUCUCCCUUGUAUUGACAGACAAGAUCUAGCCACCAAAGACACACGUUCUCCCUUGUAUUGACAGACAAGAUCUUGCCACCAAAGACACGCCGGACACAUGCAGACUCUCAUUUCAAGAUCUCAGUUCAGUGUCCACCUGGAACUAUCCGCUCCUGCUGGCCAAAUGUCCGUACCCCCAUCAGCUGGAGACACCACUCACCUGGGCCAGGCUUCAUCAAGAACAGCUGCACUCUAGGAUGGAUGGGAAGGUCAGUAGGUGAGCCAUGGACUCAAAUUAGCCGGAUGAUUGGCUCAGGUAAGGGUGAUUUCGUCAGGUAAUUAGGAUUUGGUCAGGUAAUUAUGAUUUGAUCAGGUAAGUUUUAUUUGCUCAGAUGAUUGUUUUGGUAAAGAUGACUGACUAAUGUAAGAAUGAUUGGCUCAGGUAAGGAGGAUUAGGUCAGGUAAGUUCGUUGGAGGCUGUAAUCAGGCGCCUUGUCAGUUGAUUGUGUUGUUUUUUUUUGUGAUGAAACAGAGACUUAACAUCUCUACGCUAGUACUGUAGCAACACUUAGCUAGCACUGUAGAAACAAUUUGCUGCUGUGAUGACAAAAGAGACUUAACAUCCCUACGCUAGCACUGUAGCAACAAUUUGCUGCUGUGAUGACAACAGAGACUUAACAUCCCUACGCUAGCACUGUAGAAACAAUUUGCUGCUGUGAUGACAACAGAGACUUAACAUCCCUACGCUAGUACUGUAGCAACAAUUUGCUGCUGAGAUGACAACAGAGACUUAACAUCCCUACGCUAGCACUGUAGCAACAAUUUGCUGCCGUGAUGACAACAGAGACUUAACAUCCCUACCCUAGUACUGUAGCAACAAUUUGCAGCUGUGAUGACAACAGAGACUUAACAUCCCUACGCUAGCACUGUAGCAACAAUUUGCAGCUGCUAUUUCUGAAUUCAUAUUUUAUUCAUGAUGUUGGGUGAGUUAUUUGACCAGUACACAAAAGGAAAUCGAUUGGAUAAUACAAACAGUGGUGAUUUUAGAGUUAACUAACCAAAUUAUCAACUCAUAUAUAGGCCGACAUUUUUUUAAACAUUUCUGCAGCUGACACAUCCCAUUACUUUAUCUUGGUAUUGUAGAAUGACGUUCAAUUAUAUUUUAUACUGGCUGUGCGUAGCCGGACGUCACUUAAAAUGACCGUUCAUUAUAAUGUAUUUAUUUGAUUGACAGUUCUUUACGGUUGUAUUGUCCCUUAUUAAUUUUGUUUACACAGUUUACGUUGAUUGCAGAAAGGUUAAAUAUAUUUCCUUUAUUGUAUUUUACAUCAUACAUUUCAUUGCAGUUCUGCAUACAGCUUUCAGUUUCUUUGUCUAUGUCUAACGUCUUAGCCUACGUCUAAGUAUUGUUUAAGUCUAUGUUGAGUAUAGGUCGAACUCUAUGUUGAAGUCUAUGGCUAAGUCUAUGCUUAAGUCUAUGUUUAAGUCUAUGUCAAUGUCGAAGUCUAUGUCUUAGUCCAAGUCUAAGGCCUUGAAAUACCAACUGAAUCAUCCUGACAUUAGCAUUGUUACUACUAUUGUAGUAGUUGAGAGUUUCUUUGGAAAUUGAGAUGUUUUCAUGAGGGUCAUCUCUUAGGGUCAUAUGCUAUAAGUUCAUAUAGGUAUAUAACUAGAUGUAUGAGUUUGAGACAUUUUUGUUAGUCUUAAAUUAAGUCCCUCUCAUGAAAGUGUUGUACAAAUGUCACAGACUGACAAAUCGUCUAUGCUGUUUUUGGGACACCAUCUUUUGAAUACGUGAGACUGACAAAGAGAAUCACUAAAUGCAUGCCCGGGAAACACCGGGAAUUUCAGCUAGUGUAUUAUACAAAAACGGUAUUGAUGUUCACGCUUGAAUAAAUUCAUUUCUGUCUCCUCCAUGUUUGAUGGUCUAGGACCCAGCCAGGGUGAAUCAACCCGUCUUCCCCUACUGCUGUAGAGGUCAGGAUUACGUCUGCAGCUCAGUCUACUGUAGGUCACCAUUACCAGAGGCGGUGUACAACCCAGGGCCGCUCAGUAAAGGGGACGCACUCAUUAAAUGGCACCUGGAUGUUUACAGGGGGAAAUAACCAACGAACAGACGCUUUUUAAUAUGAUAGCCAUAGAGCGAAUGAGUGAGUUCCCCUUUGGUGCAGUGCAAUAAAUAAUAAAUAUAGUUUCUGAACCACAUCCAUAUAAUUUCUGAACCACAUCCACAUAGUUUCUGAACCACAUCCAUAUAAUUUCUGAACCACAUCCAUAUAGUUUCUGAACCACAUCCAUAUAGUUUCUGAACCACAUCCAUAUAGUUUCUGAACCACAUCCAU
Lymnaea stagnalis (great pond snail) is the source of this 17017-nucleotide messenger RNA. NCBI's taxonomy places the organism in Eukaryota, Metazoa, Mollusca, Gastropoda, Lymnaeidae. The record is from the annotation of a GenBank genome assembly.